Molecule: messenger RNA, 1158 nt
Organism: Prunus armeniaca (apricot)
Lineage: Eukaryota; Viridiplantae; Streptophyta; Magnoliopsida; Rosales; Rosaceae
Source: the annotation of a GenBank genome assembly
AUGCAUGACAUAGUUCGUGAUGUUGCCAUACAAAUGGCCUCAAGAGAUCCACAUAGAUUUCUAAUAAGAUGUGAUGCUGAAAAAACAGGGUGGCCAAAGAUAUACGACCAUUACACAACAAUCUCACUGAUACCAAUUAAUAUUGAUGAGAUCCCAGUUGGUCUGGAUUGUCCAAAACUUGAGCUUCUACACUUAGAAGGCGAACGUUAUUCGGAAAAUAGCAUGGACAUCAUGUGUAAAGGGAUGAAAGAGCUGAAGGUUUUAGCAUUGGUAGACAUGGGUGGGAUAUCAGCCUUGCCGAGGUCACUAGGACUACUGAAGAGCCUUCGAACCUUGUCCCUAAAUGGUUGUUAUGAUUUAAUAGAUAUAUCUGAUGCUAUUGGAAGAUUGGAAAAUUUAGAGAUCCUCAGCUUUCGUAAAUGCUCUAGAAUCUUAGAGUUGCCGAAGGAAAUUGGACUUCUUAAACAUUUAAGGUUGUUAGAUAUCACGGAUUGUGAUCGUCUUGAGAAGAUUCCACAUGGUCUCUUAUCGAGCUUAUCUAGUCUUGAAGAGUUGUAUAUGGAAAAUAGUUUUCGCAAAUGGGAACAAUCAGCUACAGAAAGCGAAGAUAAGAGGAUGGCAAGCCUUGUUGAGGUGAUGUCUUUGUCUAAUCAUUUGAAGGUUUUAGUCAUAGAGAUACCCGAUUUCAACUUCUUUCCAAAAGACUUUUACUUGACAAGCCGGGCAACAAUAAGAUUCCACAUAUCCAACAGAAUUCAUGGAGAGCUUUUUGGAGGUCAAUCAAGUACUGGUUGUUAUGCAUUCGAAAAUAAGUUGGAGAUUUUUCGAAGUGAUGCAACGGAAUUCAUGGAGAUUCAAAUUGUUCGUGUCUUAUUUAAGAAAUGUGAAGAUUUAAUCUUGGGAAGGAUUAAGAAUUUAAAGUAUGUCCUCAAUGAAUUAGACCAAGAGGGAUUGCAACACUUAAAAGUUUUAAGAAUUCAGGACUGCCCUGAGAUAGAAUACCUUGUAAAUGGAGCAAGUUGGACUCAACAAACAGCCUUCCCUCUCAUCCAAUCAAUCCUACUCGUUAGCAAGCAACUUGGUUCAACUCCAAAGCUUAAGUGUUGCCAUUUGUCCCCAAAUGAAAGAAAUCGUCUCAAAGGAGGGGAGGGAACAUGA